AUGCCUACUGGCUUACAUUUUCUUCUCCAAAUCUUUGAGAAGUGUGCGGAUGCCAGUCUAAAUCUUGAUUCCGCUGCAGUUUGCUGUGCAGUUGAGAAGUGUGCAGUUUGCUGUGCAGUUAAGCCCACGACCACCACCACCACUUCCUCCACUCCCACUUCUCCGCUCUCACCCCACACCAAUGCCAUGACUCCCCUCCUCCUCCUGUGCCUCCUCCUCGCCACCGCCGCCGCCGCCACGCCCCUCCCCGCCAACUUCACCCGCCUCCUCGCCGCCAAGGCCGCGCUCUCCGACCCCGCCUCCGCGCUCGCGGCAUGGGACCCGUCCCUGCCCCCCUCCCUCUCCCCGUGCCGCUGGCCGCACGUCCUCUGCCGGUCCUCCGCUGACCCAGCCAUCGCCUCGCUCCUCCUCUCCAACCUCUCCCUCGCCGGCGCGUUCCCGACCCAGCUCUGCUCGCUGAGGUCCCUCCUGCGCCUCGACCUCUCCUACAACUCGCUCGCCGGCCCCCUCCCUCCCUGCCUCGCCGCGCUGCCGAAUCUGAGGCACCUCGACCUCGCCGGGAACGCCUUCUCCGGAGAGGUGCCCAGCAGCUACGGCGCGGGGUUCGCCUCGCUCGCCACGCUCAGCCUCGCCGGCAACGACCUCUCCGGCGAGUUCCCGGCGUUCCUGGCGAAUGUCAGCUCCCUCCAGGAGCUCCUGCUCGCGUACAACCCCUUUGCGCCGUCGUCUUUGCCGGAUGCUUUCGCCGAUGGGCUCCCGCGCCUCCGCGUGCUGUGGCUCGCUGGGUGUUGCCUCGUCGGGCGGAUACCGUCUUCCAUUGGCGCUUUGAGGAGCCUCGUCAACCUUGACCUCUCCACCAACAACCUCACCGGCGAGAUCCCGGAGAGCAUCAGGCGCUUGGAGAACCUCGUCCAGAUCGAGCUCUACAAGAAUAACCUCUCCGGGAGGCUGCCGGGGGGAAUGGGCGGGCUCAAGAAGCUGAGGUUCUUGGACGCCGCCAUGAACAGGCUGUCCGGCGAGAUACCGGCGGACCUGUUCCUCGCGCCGAGGCUGGAGAGCUUGCACCUGUACGAGAACGAGCUGUCAGGCCCCGUGCCGUCGACGCUGGAUAAGGCGCCUGCGUUGAACGACCUGAGGCUGUUCAGUAACCGCCUCGUCGGGGAGUUGCCGCCGGAGUUCGGGAGGAACUGCCCGCUCAAGUUCCUCGACCUGUCAGACAACGGGAUUUCCGGCCGCAUUCCGGCGACUCUCUGCAGCGCGGGGAAGCUGGAGCAGCUUCUGAUCCUGAACAACGAGCUCUCGGGCUCGAUUCCGCAGGAGCUGGGGCAAUGCCGGACGUUGACGCGUGUGCGGCUGCCCAACAAUCGGCUGUCUGGAGCCAUGCCGCCGGACAUGUGGGGCCUGCCACGCCUGUACCUGCUGGAGCUCGCCGGCAACGCUCUGUCCGGCACCAUGGGGCCAACCAUUGCCUUGGCGAAGAACCUAUCGCAGCUGCUGAUAUCAGACAACCACUUCGCCGGCGUGCUGCCGGCGCAUAUAGGCAGCUUGACAAGGCUGGUCGAGCUGUCGGCCGCCAAUAAUCAGUUCUCUGGUCCUCUGCCGGCGACACUCGCUGAUGUGUCCACGCUCGCCCGGCUUGAUUUACGGAAUAAUUCCUUCUCCGGCGAGCUGCCACAUGGUGUUCGGCGGUGGCAGAAGCUAACACAGCUCGACCUUGCCCAUAACCGUCUCACCGGGAACAUCCCGCCGGAGCUCGGGGAGCUCCCUGUGCUGAAUUCGCUUGACCUGUCCAACAACGAGUUCACCGGCGGCGUGCCUGUGCAACUGGAGAGCCUUAAGCUGAGCAUGUUCAACCUGUCCAACAACCGGCUCGCCGGCAAUUUGUCUCCUCUGUUCUCCGGCGACAUCUACGAUGACAGCUUCUUGGGCAACCUAGCCCUCUGCCGAGGCGCAUGCUCCGGUGCGCGGAGAGCAGCCACCCGCCGCCACAGCCUCGUCGGGAGCGUCGAGUCCGUGCUCACCUUUGCCGUCGCCAUACUCAUCCUUGGCGUCGCGUGGUUCUGGUACAAGUGCCGGAGCCAGAGCCAGCACAAGAAGCGCGGCGAGGAGCCCGGCGAUAGCAAGUGGAUAGUCACGUCGUUCCACAAGGUGGAGUUCGAGGAGGAGGACCUCCUGAGCUGUCUCGACGACGAGGACAACGUGGUCGGCACGGGCGCGGCGGGCAAGGUGUACAGAGCCGUCCUCGGGAACGAGGAUGUCGUGGCCGUCAAGAAGCUGCGGGCCGUCGGCGGCGCCGCCGCGGCGAGGAAACACAAGGGCAUGACGGAUACCUUCGAGGCGGAGGUGGCGACGCUGGGCAGGAUCCGGCACAAGAACAUCGUGAAGCUGUGGUGCUGCCUCCGCAGCGGUGACCGCGGCCUGCUGGUCUACGAGUACAUGCCCAACGGCAGCCUUGGCGACCUCCUCCACGGCGGCAAGGGAGGCCUGCUGGACUGGCCGAUGCGGCGCAGGAUCAUGGUCGACGCGGCCGAGGGGCUCUCCUACCUCCACCACGACUGCGCGCCGCCGAUCGUGCACCGGGACGUCAAGUCCAACAACAUCCUGCUGGACGCCGAGUUCGGCGCCAAGAUCGCCGACUUCGGCGUCGCCCGGGUCAUCGACGACAACCGCGGCGGCCCCAACGCCGUGUCAGCCAUCGCCGGCUCGUGCGGCUACAUCGCUCCCGAGUACUCGUACACGCUGCGCAUCACGGAGAAGAGCGACGUGUACAGCUUCGGCGUGGUGAUGCUGGAGCUGGUGACCGGCAAGAGGGCCGUGGGGCCGGAGCUCGGCGACAAGGACCUGGUGAGGUGGGUGCGCGGCGGCGUCGAGCGCGAGGGGCUGGACUCGGUGCUGGACCCAAGGCUCGCCGGCGAGUCGUGCACCUGCAGGGACGAGAUGCGCAGGGUGCUCGGCGUGGCUCUGCUCUGCGCGUCCAGCCUCCCGAUCAACCGGCCUUCGAUGAGGUCCGUCGUGAAGCUGCUCCUCGAUGUCAGCAGCAAGCCCGCCGUGUUGGUGGAGGAGAAGGAAGCUCUUCGUGUGUGA
Triticum turgidum subsp. durum (durum wheat) is the source of this 3084-nucleotide messenger RNA. The record is from the annotation of a GenBank genome assembly. NCBI's taxonomy places the organism in Eukaryota, Viridiplantae, Streptophyta, Magnoliopsida, Poales, Poaceae.